Fusarium oxysporum Fo47 is the source of this 2236-nucleotide messenger RNA. RefSeq names its product P-loop containing nucleoside triphosphate hydrolase protein. Gene Ontology annotation, molecular function: ATP hydrolysis activity; ATP binding. NCBI's taxonomy places the organism in Eukaryota, Fungi, Ascomycota, Sordariomycetes, Hypocreales, Nectriaceae. Bases 102 to 2189 code for a protein of 695 amino acids. The record is from RefSeq and is a predicted model, not a curated record. The transcript has 7 exons.
AAACAGAUGAGGAUGUGCCACAACCCGAGGCAUGGAAUGGACCUGUCAUAACUAUUGAAACUUUUGUCCAAGCGGAUAUUGAUCAGGAUAGGCUAUCGGAAAUGAAGAGGCUACCGGAAAUAGUGGCUUCGCCUUGCCUUGAUCUGUUGAAUCCAAAGCAUGUUUCCCGACGACAUCUCGUGGUGGAAUCCCCGUUCCUUGCUGAGGGCCUCUGUGACCUCGUUGAAUAUUAUCCGUCAUUCCAUGAGAUGUUGUUGGAUGACUCAAAAGGAGGAGAGCUGAGGAUUGAAGAGCCCUUUGCUGUUCUUUUUCACCAUUUUGACGCUAUCGCAGCCAUGGCCAACGAAACUAACGGUCCAACGGUUUGCAACGCUGAGGAUGAACGUAUGGAUAAAGGAACGGACUUGAAAGUCGUUCAUUCACAGCAUUUGAUGGAAUUUCUCAGGCCAAUCUACACUGAGUCCAUCCUAACAUGUCAAGAGCAUCUUUCCAGCUCCGUCCCGCAGGUCGCGUUUGACAUGGUCUGGUAUCCUCUCAAACCCGGGACAGAUGUCUAUGUACAAGUUGACGGAUCAACGCAUGCUGCAGUUGUGAUGGGCGUCAGACGAGCUGAUGUUUCUGCGUCCAGGGUGUGGGGGUCCGGGAGUGACGGGUCUUGGCUGGUCGACCUCUGGCGGCUUGAAAGUGAUGGCUCCAGCCUCGGAAGAGGCUUCUUUUCUGCAAGCGUAAACUCUUACUCUGGUCUCCGAGAUGUAGUUAGUCUUCCAGUGUGUCCAGUUUCAAUUUGGGAUGCGCACGACGAUGGCGAGCGACGUGGGAGGAUCUUACGCCGCGCUGCAACUUUCAUCAAGGCGCUUCGACGGGGCAAUCUCCUCGUGGAUUACAAGGGACCCAUCAAACAUACGGCCCAAUAUUACACGGGAAAGGUGGUUAUCGACCAUCGAAGAGGUCGUGCGGAAUCUGACAUCCACCGGACCCUUUCUCCAGAGGUUCGAGACUAUUCAACCCGAUUCCAGGAGUCCUUCUACACCACCAAAGAUACUGGAAACCGUCUCCCGAACCCUGUAUCCAGACGGGCCAACAGCAACGACGCCAUGGUUAACGGGGAGGAGAUGCAGGUAUGGCUUGACAAUGUACCUGAGCACCGUCCCCUCGACAUUAUUCGCGUAGAUAUCAGCGGUUACGUCGUGGAACAACUCACAGAGCACCAACUCCUUUUGCUAUGCCCAAACGCUUUGGCAUAUGGCCUGAGACGCAAGCACUGGAUGUUGAUCUCUCUCGACUAUGUUGAAGAGUCCGUGCCAUCAGAUGAGAGUAUUUCGAACCUCAUUAUUGCCCAGGAUGAGUUGAAGACCAUACAGGCUCUUUCGAAUCGCCAGAAUAGUGAGACAAGACACUGGUCGGCGGAUUUCAUUGAGGGGAAGGGAUCGGGGCAGAUCAUACUGCUACAUGGUCCCCCAGGAGUCGGCAAGACUUACACAGUCGAAGCUAUCUCUGAAUGGUUGCACAGGCCACUCCUCGCUCUCACAGUGGCUGAUAUCGGCACGGUCGAAACACUCGUUGAAGGCGAGCUUAUGAAAUGGUUUGAUCUUGCGGAAGCUUGGAACGCAGUGCUUCUCGUUGAUGAAGCAGAUAUCUUCCUCGAACGACGGCAAAAUAGAGACCUCGCCAGAAACGGACUGGUAUCAGCCUUCCUGCGACGAAUGGAAUACUUCAAAGGUCUGCUGUUCCUGACUACCAACCGCGUUGGACAAAUCGACGACGCCUUCAUUUCACGCGUCCACGUGGCAAUCGGAUAUGAGGCCCUCGACGAAGAGACCAGGCGAAAGGUCUGGAGUGGCUUUUUCCGCAAACUGGUGCGCGAACGUGCUGGCAAGGUACAGAUCGCAUCAGACGCGAAGAAAUGGGUUCUUGAGACCGCUGGCGAGACGAGUCUUAACGGACGGGAUAUUCGCAAUGCGUUGCAGACAGCUAUCACGCUGGCAGAGUUUGAGAGUGAAGAAGAUCCAGAUUAUGAUGCUGCAUUGGUAACAGUUGUCACUAAGGCCCAUUUUCAGAAGGUACUGGAGAUGUGCAAUCGGUUCCGCAGCUAUGUAACGAGCAUUCGGAGGGAAGACGAGAUGAAGCGUGCCCAAGGGCGUGGGGAUCGGAAUGAUUAUGGCAAUGGGUUUGAUAGCAGGAUGUGCUAAUUACUUGUCACUACCGCUUCAACACAACGGUUAUUCGCUCAUGUGGC